This is a messenger RNA of Trypanosoma brucei brucei TREU927, 807 nucleotides long. RefSeq lists its product as hypothetical. The record is from RefSeq and is a predicted model, not a curated record. Lineage: Eukaryota; Euglenozoa; Kinetoplastea; Trypanosomatida; Trypanosomatidae. The transcript has a single exon. The coding region runs from base 1 to 807 and encodes 268 amino acids.
AUGGUUUUCGCAAGGGGCGUAACACUAUAUAUUCUCGUGGCCGGGCUAUGCAGUAUUGGAGGCAAGUCCUCUUCUCAUUGGGGAAGGAUAAGCCGCUCAGAAUACUGUACUACAGUGGCCAAAUCAGUUCGGGCCAUUAAUACCCGCUAUGCAAACGCAUGGCACACGUUUGAAGUUGCUCUCAAGCGAACCAGUGUUGUCAAGGGAAAGUGCGACGAGGACGUGAAGAAAGUCAGCGACGAUGAGAUAACAGAUGUUGCAGACAGCGGAAAGAAGAGAGUUGUAGAUGAGUACUACAACGCGAUCAUGUAUGUCGGAACAGAGAUUAGGAACUACGAGCGCGAUUUACACAAACUAACGGUGUAUCUAAAGGACCGAUGCGGGUUUUGGUUGUCCUUCAUGCCAGUAACCAUUUCAUUCAAACGGAGCAUUGAGGAGACGACGGCUGAAGCUACAGGCAAGGUGUCGAAAAUUGAAACUCUUAGUGGAGAUGCGGCGAGCUAUGCCGCUGAUGCGGCGAAUGAUGAGUGCUCCACGGUGGAGGAUAAACGCAGAGAGAAGGAGGCAGGUGCUGGUGAAGACACUUCCGGCAAACAGAACGAGGAAACAUCCGAUGGCCCCGUGCCCGAAUCUCCUGAAUCACCCACAAGUAUGGAUGAGCAGAGAGAAGAAAAGAGGUCGACUGACACCGCUAAAGGUGACACCGAUAGCAGCCAAGAAGGUCUUGGGGAAAAAACCGCCGACGAGGAACCUGCUGUUGUUGCUGAACCUGCGGUAGGGAAGGAGGCCCAGGCAGAGGUGGAUUAG